UAAUCUUUUUUAUAAAAUGGUAUAUGGGAUGAAUUUGCAAACAUUUAUGAAAGUGAGAGAUGACUAGGACUAGCUGAAGGUUGGCAUAGUGUGAGCAAGUCCUCUGAACUAACUGAUACUAGUCCAUAGCUUCUCUGGAAUGGAGACUGCAUGUUGUGCCAGACUACAAGGUAGACAAAUAUCCCCUAGGAACUAAGGUGAAACCACAAAGCACAUGUCAUUUGUGACCAGAUCUAAACGUGUGUCCUAAGAAUGGAGGUGUUAAUGUAUUGUAGCUAUCAACCUGAAAAACUUAUUGUAUACAUUUUUGUUGUUAUAUUAAUAUGGAGACAAAUAUUUCUGUAAGCUGGAAAAAAAUCUAAUAAAUGACCCCUUAAGCUUACAAUAGUAGUUUUAUAGAUGGUGACUAGAAUUUCUGAGUUAUUGUUUGUAUAUUAUCAAGUUUAAACUCACAUCUGGAAAUGAUUCAGCAUGGAAAACUAUAAAGUAACCAUUUUUUACAUCAUUUCUAACCGUCAGUUCACUCAAAGUAGGAACUGAUACUUCUAUUUUCAGUUUUCAUUCACUUAGGGCUGUGUCUGUCAAAAUGCCAGUAGCAAAAAAGUUUAAAAUAUUAAUACAAUUCAGUUGUGAUUUUUUUUUUCAUACGAGUAAAUGACCAUUUGAGAAUUUUUAUGCUUGAGUAAAACAGAUUAGGCAAAUUCAGCCAUGGAGUAACUCUGUUUUAAUUAACGGAGUUACACCAUUGAUGAAUUUGGCCCACGAUAGUGAGAUAUGUUUCUUUCAUAUUACUUUGCAAACUCAAUUUCAAGUGUAUUAAAAAAUGAACCUUCUGAUGAGAAAACUAGAAUUAUGUACAAGCAAUUUUUUCAUUUUUCCUCUUUCAUUCACUCAGGAACAUGGAAAAGCAAUGUGAUUUAACUAAGUAUAAUUACAGUGUACAAUUAUGAUUAGGCAACUGUUUCUCUUAUUCCCAUCUUCUGUUGCAUACUUGGCAAAUAUCUUUAUUUUCUUUGCGAAACCUUGUCAUGGAUUAAAUUAAAAUUCAGUUUAUGUUUUUUAAAGUUGUGUUUUAGAUAAAGGGAUUUCCAUUUUAAUGUCUAAAUCUUAUAAAUCAAGGUGGGUUUUUUUAAAUCACAUUCUUAACAUUUAAAUUUAAAUGCUUUUAAAAAGGAGCUUCAAAUUUAAAUGUUAAUGGUGGGUGAGUCUAAUCUUUUAUUGGACCAACUUCUGUUGGUGAGACAGACAAGCUUUCUCUUAUACAGAGCUCUUCUGCAUUUAUUGUUAUCUUUACUUUGCACUUAGAGUUAAAUAUGAAAAAAUACCUUUAAAAUUUCAACAUCCAAAAAUCUCCAUUGGAAAUGCAUUCUGAAUCAUCUUUUAAUACACAAACUUAGAAAGUAAAAAUCUUACAUUACAAUGCAACAUGAAAUGUACUUUUUGUUUUUAUUCACAAUGCUAUAGAACAAGGGUCAUCAAUAAAGCAGAGGAAGCUCCCACUAAACUCAAGAUUUGAGAUUAUUUAAAAGCUAGUCAGCCUCGGCCCAUUCGCAUCAAAGAAAAGUCUUUGACUGGAAAUCUCUUCUCACAUUCUGGAAAGCUGAGGAAUUCGGGUAAUUUGGAAGGGUCCUGUACAGAAAGUAUUUUUGGCUUCUGCUUUCAACAGAUUUCACAUUUUUAGGCAGGCUUACAGUAACUUUUCAGCAGUUGAAAAUGGACACAAUCUCACACUUGUAUCUCUCUCCUCUUUUCCUCUUCUUACUAGCAUAUGUCUUGACAAUAGGUAAAAUACAACUACCUGUCUCUCAGGUAGGGACAGUGGAGAAUGUGAUUAUUACUGAUUCAACCCUUGAGAAGCAGAACUCACUGGUAGAUACAAAUUUAGCCUUAAUUUCAAAUAAGGUAAUGCUUCACAAAAGGUGUCACCAGCCAAUAGCUUUGCAUUCAAUACUCUAUAGGAUACGAGUUAGCUAAUAAACCAUACUGGCAGUUUUUUCCUAUAAAAACAUUGGAAGCAGGGGUCCCUUUGGGCUGGCUUGUAGUGACUUGGUACGUUUUUCUAGCUACCGUCUGUUACUCCAGAAUCUAAGUUCUCAUUUAAAAAAAAAUAAGGGCCAGGUCCUCAGGUGGACCUGACCUUUAAUCCAAGAAGUAGCCACAGGCCUACAAGGCCUCCAGUAUAAAUUAUAAUAGAGGCUGGAGAUUCUGGACAUAUCACCUACUAGUCUUUCUCUAUCUCUGGCAUGCCUCUAAACACCCAUUACACCUAGGAGAUGUAGAGCUGGCUAUACCAUCAUCAUGCCAUCCAGGGAUUCCCCUGUACAAGAUGCACCUCAGGGGCCAAGGAUCUGGCCCUAAGGACUUGUCUACAUGAGGAAGUUUUACUGGUAUGCAUUAGAAUGUGAUUUAAAGUGCUAUAGUUAUACCUGUAUAACACCCCAUGUGGACACUCUUAUUGCAGUAGAAGAGUACCUUUUUCCAAUUUAGCUUAUAUUGCCUUCUGAGUAGUUUAAGCUAAACCAAAAAAGCCACUUUUAUCCCAGAAUAAAGGGCAUGUCUACAGGCACUACAGUAGCACAGGAAUUUUUCCUUUGAGAUAGGUAAUCCACCUACCCGAGCAGCAGUACCUAGGUCAAGAGAGGAAUUUUUCUAUCAGUCUAAAUGUGUCUACACCAGUGGUUAAAUUGACUUAAAUAUGGCACUCAGGGGUCUGAAUUUUUCACACCCCCGAGUGAUGUAUCUAGGUUGAUCUAAAUUUUAAGUGUAAACCAGGGAUGAGUCCCUACAUGGGGGAAUUAUACCAGUAUAACUAUAAUGGUUUAACCAUACUGGUAUAAUUAUACCAAUAUAACUGGUAUAAUUAUAGUGUACUAGUCUACACUUAAAAGUUAGGCCAACAUUGCAACAUUAUUCACUGGUGUGAAAAGUCUAUGUUUCUUUUGACAUAGUUACCAUCAUUUGUGGAGGUGGUGUUCCUACACCAAUGGAAAAAAAACAAUGGCCUUUCGGUGUAGGCUGCAUCUAUGCUACAGGGUAAUGCCAGAGUAGCUACAGUCUCUGUAGCAUAGAUAUACCCUGGAAAAAAUCUUUUGUGCAGGCAAUCCCUUAGCCUCUAGUUACUAUGGUUGGGGAAAUAACCUUCAAAUUGUAAAUUGAGUGUAAACCAAUGCAGUGAUGUCUACCAGAGUCUAUGUCUACACUGCCACUGCAGUUCCCGGGUAUGAACAGCAAUGCACACCAAAGUGUUGCACUGUAACUCCCCUGUAUGAAUGCUGUGAGCGUGAACUGGACAGGUCCUAGUGCGCAAUAAUGUAGUGCUUCAUCUACAUGGAGGAGUUACAGUGCAGCACUGUGGUGUUCACUGCUGUUCACAUCCCCAUAGUCCAAACUGUGGAGCAGUGUAGACAAGACCUGAGUCUGCAGAUCGUCUGUAAUAAUAGCCCUGAGAGGUGUGACGUUUGCCUAUUGACCACAAUACAGUGUUAACAUGGAAGUAUAACAAUUACAAGUGUCAACAUUUUUAACUAUUUCACUGUUGGAGGAAGCACACACAAAAAAGAGAGGACCGAUCAUAUUAUGAAAAUAUGCACAGUCUAGUAUGAGAAGCAGCUUAAUCCUGCUUAGGGGCAGCAGGGGAAACUAAACUUGAGAUCUUAAAUACAGAAAUCCUGUUAUUGUCUGCAUAGACUUUCAAUAGUAUCAAUGGCACUUGUUGUAAGACUGGGGGUUUUCACUGAUGGCUUUGAUCAACAUUUUCCAAAGAUGAUUCUCUCCUUGCAAGUUUUUAAGCAGUGUAACUCUGUUGACAUCAGUUGAAUUAUUCCUGGUUUACACUAGUGUAAGACCAGAACUAGCUUUCCGACACAGCUUUUGUGCAGUAUGCUCUGUUCUGCUGCCUUCUUAUCUCAGAGUUAGAUGUAAGUCAGUAGUGCUGUGUUUAUGUAUGCUUACAGUUUUUGAAGCACUUUUAGGUUGUUCUGGAUGAAAGAUACUAUUUACAUUUUGAAUUAUUAAUUUUAAAUUGGGGCAGGGGUUCUCUUUUUCUUAAGCAUUUCCAAGACACCCAUUAUGUGGUAUCGAACCUGCAUGAACCUUGGUUGAGGUUUAAUAAAGCAUAUGGUAUCUGAUUUGUUUCAUGCAACCAUGGAAAUGGAUGACAGUGGUCAACGUACCUUUGUUUUAGAAAUACUUGCUUAAAGUGCUGUCAAUAAGGAAAAACAGUCUCCAUCCUCAAUUCAAUUAAUUCUCUUACAAACUGACCUGAUAAUGUACUUAAUUCUGUAAUCCUACUUGCUCUGUGACACUCUUUCCUCAAUAGAUGUGAAAUUAUUAAGAAUGAAGAAUCAUAGUUCAUUAAUGGUUAUUUGCACUGCAAGGUAACUGAAGUUCCCAAGCUAGCUUCAGCACUGAUCCACCACUGGCAGAAAAUCUGUCCAGGGUGGAGGUGUGAUGGUGUAAGAAGUAUUCAAAACUCCUUCUGUAAAGGGAGCUCUUAGCUGCCCAGCCCAGCCCCCAAAGUAGCUGUUGCUAGGGGGGGAGGAAUCACGGACAGGGCAGUCUCUGAUUCAGAAGUCUAUACAGAGGUUUCCAAGUUUCAACGGCAAUUUAAAACUGACUGCUCUCGGGAACCCCAGAGGAAAACUGGGGGUAUAAACAUUGCCUGUCACCCCUGGAAUGAAUCCACCAGGGUGCAGCAGCCAUCACUAGUUUUGGGAAGUGCAAUUUUGGAAAAAACUGUAAAAAAAACUGAUUUAAAUUUUCACCACGGGUGGCGGACAUCAUAAGCCAGGGGAGGCUAAACCUUCCCUAAUCCAGGUUGUGGCCUCACCCUGACGCCCCACCCUCAUUCCCUUGAAGCCAGUGAGAUCUGAGAUUAUAAGAACAUAAGAAUGGCCAUACUGGGUCAGACCAAAGGUCCAUCCAGCCCAGUAUCCUGUCUACCCACAGUGGCUAAUGCCAGGUUCCCCAGAGGGAGUGAACCUAACGGGUAAUGAUCAAGUGAUCUCUCUCCUGCCAUCCAUCUCCACCCUCUGACAGAGGCUACGGACACCAUUCCUCACCCAUGCUGGCUAACAGCCAUUAAUGGAUUUAACCUCCAUUAAUUGAUCUAGUUCUCUUUUAAACCAUUAUAGUCCUAGCCUUCACAACCUCCUCAGGCAAGGAGUUCCACAGGUUGACUGUGCACAGUGUGAAGAACUUCCUUUUAUUUGUUUUAAACCUGCUGCCCAUUAAUUUCAUCCAGCGGUCUGGAGCUCAGGGUUCACUGCCCCAAGGACCUUGCAAUCUAAGGUCCCAAUCCUGCAACCUGUUCCUCAAGGGCACGCUCCUGCGCUCAUGGGGAAGUUGUGGUAUCGGGACUCAAGUAAUGGCCAAUGUCCGUUUCAAACUCUGCAAUAUACUAGAAGGGAUUUCUUUCUUUACUUUUUUAUAUACUAUUCACAGCUUCUAAUGGCAAGGGCAAUGUCUUGGCUGGAUUUUAUUCUCUCCGCCCAAUCAGUACCCAGAUCAAAGAUGUUUCCUGAAGAGUCCAGGAGGGCCAGGCCCGCGGGUGAGAAGGCACUUCACACUGCCUCUGACAGUGACAGUUUUUAAAAAGUAUUUUGUUGUGUGGGGCUGAUCGCGCCACUGGGGCUGGCUUCAGACGACCUGCCGCGGGACCACGCGACCAAUGGGAGAUUUCACGCCGGGUUCUAGGAAGCUCUUAAAUGUCUCACUGAAACACAGGGAGUAAAACCCUCUGUGCUCCCCUCCCAGAGAGCGGAGAGAGCGACCACAGCAGAGUCGGGCAAUUCCUCCCCAGCCAGGGAGUCUCGCCCCUGCCCCUCUCCGGCAGCAAAGACCUCGACCUCCUGUUUCUAUGGGCGGGAGGCUCAUGUGGUGCUAAUGAGGAAGCUUUAGGCAAUUAGCAGCGGCGGCAGGACCUCGCUUCCUGCUCUCCUGAGGGAGGCGUCUGGAUCAUGGCACCUCCCCGCCUGGGGGAGGGAGACGGCACAACGCCAACGCCUCUCCCGCCUGAGCCGAAUUUAAACUGCGUUACUACUCCUCGCGCAAAGCACUAAUGCUGGUCGAACCCUUGCGCCGCUCCCUCCUCUAGCCCGCAGCCAAUAGCAGCCCCACUUCGUGACUCGGCCGGCCAAUCCAGACACGCUUUAUUGGAGGUUGGGUGAAGCUCUCGCCGAGCGCGCUGCGAGUUGUUGGGUUCAUUCCGCUGGGCAGGGGAGGCGAUUCUCCAACCCCCCUCCCCCUUUGUUGGUGCCUCUCCCGGGAGAGCGGCAGAGGCCGGCGAUGCCCGAGUUCCUGGCGGACCCGUGGGUGCUGACCAAGGAGAAGCUGAAGAGCGAGCUCAUCGCCAACAAUGUGAGCCUGCCGGGCGGCGAGCAGCGCAAGGACGUGUAUGUGCAGCUCUAUCUGCAGCACCUCACCGCCCGCAACGCGCCCGCCGCGCUCGCCCAGCCCGACUUCUCCAGCGACGAGGAGAGGGAGCCCACCCCGCUCGGCGCCAGAAGCAGAGGAGGAGCCGCCCCCGGCCGGAAAGCCACAAAGAAAACAGACAAACCCAGGCUGGAGGAGAAAGAUGACCUAGAUGUAACAGAACUCAGUAAUGAAGACCUUCAAGAACAACUUUUAAAAUAUGGAGUGACCCCUGGUCCAAUUUUAGCUACUACAAGAAAGAUCUAUGAGAAGAAAUUGCAGAAACUGAAGGAACAAGGCCCAGCGUUGGGGUCUUCGACACCUCUACCAACAGUUUCUUCAUCAGCUGAGAACACCAAACAGAAUGGAAAUAAUGAUUCUGACCAGUACAGUGACAACGAAGAAGAUCCCAAGGUAGAGUUCAGACUUGAGAAGAGGGAACCACUGAAGGCCAAGACAAAGACUCCAGUAACACUCAAACAAAGAAGAGUUGUUGAACAUAAUCAGAACUAUUCUCAAGAUGGAGUUACUGAGGCUAUCUGGACAAGUGGAUCUUCAAAAAGUGGACCUCUUCAGGCAGUUUCUAGGGAGUCUACAAGAGUAUCAAGAAGAACACCAAGGAAAAGGGUGGAAACUACAGCACAGUUGCCUGUAGAUGAUGCAGUAAUGUCAGAGGGUACUCCCAUAGCUGAAACUAUAGUGGCUUCAAGCAACGAGACCCUACAGGUUGUCAAUAGGGUGCCUGGAAAUUUCAAGCAUGCAGCUCCUACACUGUCAAUCAGUGAAUUCUCAGACUUGCCCAGAAGAACACCAAAGAAACCAUUGAUGACAGCUGAACACUUUCGCUUACCCCAGCAAGAGGAAACAGGUCGUCCUCAUAAACAUACUGUUAACAUUGGUCACACACAAUCCAGUGAUCUGCUCAACACAGCCAUGAUAGAGGAAACUGAGGACAACGCUGAAUGCAUCUGGACUCCAAAAAUCACUAGACAGCUGCCAGUAACAAAGCUUAAACCAACAAUUAAAAUCCAGGUGAUGGAGAAAACACUAGCAGAAGAACGAAGAGUAGAAAGAGAUAUUCUUAAGGAAAUGUUCCCAUAUGAAGUAUCCACACCUACAGGCAUUAGUGCUAGCUGCCGCAGACCAAUCAAAGGAGCUGCUGGCCGACCUAUAGAGCUCAGUGACUUCAGAAUGGAGGAAAGCUUUUCAUCUAAAUAUAUUCCAAAAUAUGUUCCCUCAGCAGAUGACAAACCAGAGAAACCAACAACAAAAAAACGCUCCAUUCCCAUGUGGAUAAAAAUUCUGCUGUUUGUUGUUGUGUCAGUGUUCUUGUUUGUGGUUUAUCAAUCUAUGGAAACCAACCAAGGAAAUCCUUUUUCUAAGUAUCUUGGUGUCUCUGAGGCAGAUACCCCAGCUGAUUGAUCAUCUCCUAUGGCACACCCAACUUGGUCUCCGUUUUUUUUAAUUGUAGAAAAAAAACUCUUCUUCCCUACUGUCGUCGCAAGGACUGCUUACAAAUGUGAUUGCAACUUGACAAAUUUGAAUAAUGAAGCAUAAGUAAACAAGACAGUAUAAAUGGACAUCAGUAACUUUUUCUGGACUAGUAGGAGAUAACUUUGUGCCAUAUGAGUAACAUUUUUUAGAUCUCUGGGACUUUUUGUAGUUAUUUUUUUAAUGUGGACAUCUUUAAAUUCAUUUUUGAGAAACUGUAUAUUUGUUUUUGCAAACUUGGAAGCUGAGAAGGGCAAAAAUGUAGUAAAAUGUGAAGCUGUGUUUAAAUGCUUUGACUACGUACAGAAAAGAGGUUGUACUUUUUUUCUCUACUACCCAAUGUAGGGUGAGGAAGGAGGAGAUAUUAUUAACCUGACAAAAGGAAAUGCAUUCUUGGAUGCAUUUUAUUGUAAUUGUUCAGCUGAAUUUGAUAUAUUGUAGCUUGUAGGGAAAGUCUGGCAAUAAACUCUUCUGUAAUACUGUAACUUUUUAGUAAAUGUAACUGUAACCCUGCUGUAGACAGUUCUGUAAGGUCUUAGUAACGUUAGUAACUCCACCUAAGAAUAACAUCAGGUUUUUUUAAUUGUAGCCCUUAAUUUUAGUGCUUAAUACUGUUGUAGGAACCUAAUAAUUACAGAUCUAAUUGGCAACAGAUCUGUCUUUAUAGAGGAACUUAUUUAUUAGUAAUAUGUGUGAAAAUAAAAUUUGCAUCAAAUAUAAUUUGCUACCAAAAUAUUCUUUGAAUCCGUUUUUUGUUUAUUGAAGGACUCAAAGUCUAAAGCACUGUGCUACAUCUUAAAUUCUUCACCAGCAUGAUUCAGACUGCAGAUAAAAUUACUGCAGGGCUAUGUUCUUCAAACAUAAUUUGUCAAGUCUUUCCCACGCAGCUUAAGAUGAUACUCCUUGCAGAUGUUCAUGUAAAAAUGAGUUGCUUCUAUACUCCUCUUGGAUACUCCCUAUAUCAUGAAGUUUCAUGUUUGAUGUGAAGAGGGCAUUGUUAUGCUUUGACUUUUAAUUUAGGUUAAAAUUACUCAUCUUGGAUUCAGUUAAUUAUUUUCUUUUUUCAGUGGAAAUAGGUCUAAACAUUCUAAAUUCCAUAACCUAGCUACAGGCAACUGAUUUUUUACACAGCCAGUGAAGUCUGAAAUACAAAUAGAAUAUAAAGUGAAUGUAUAAAAUUGGUGCACUUAAGUCUGCAACAUAUUGCAUAUUCUAUACAAAAUUACCAUUGUAACCUUAUAAAAGUGGUACUUUCUCUUUUUUAAAAAAACUUAGAUAUAAAUUAAUAUAGUCAUAUCUUUUUUACUUUAGAUACAGUGUAAUAUUUAGUUGCUCUUAUGGAAACUCUUACUUGCUAUGUGCUUGAGGCAACUUUUACUGCUAUUUGGUAGCAAAGCAAUAGCCUUUUGUCUAAAUGCUUUAAUUCUUUUAAUUUUUGAUUUUAAUCAAAUAAUAAAACUUGUGUUCAUCCUCUAAAAAACUGUAACAGAAAACAUUAAUUUUUUUGGUGUCAAAAUGUGGAAAAAAUAAAGAUGCAGUGUGUACUUUA
Chelonia mydas (Green sea turtle) is the source of this 9451-nucleotide messenger RNA. RefSeq names its product thymopoietin (gene TMPO). The record is from RefSeq and is a predicted model, not a curated record. Lineage: Eukaryota; Metazoa; Chordata; Testudines; Cheloniidae. The transcript is spliced from 11 exons. Gene Ontology annotation, molecular function: DNA binding. Bases 6286 to 7833 code for a protein of 515 amino acids.